AUGAUUCUCCGUCGUUCGCUACGCUUGUUCUCAAAUUCAUCAGCGACCCAUAGACUCGCUGGGCUGACAUGCACGCGCACCCUCCGGACCCUUCCCCAGUUCUCCCUCGAGAACAAGACCUGCGUUGUGACCGGUUCAGCAAGAGGUCUGGGAAAGGAGUUUCUGACUGCAUUUGCCCUGUCUGGCGCCCGGGGAGCAUGCGUCGACUUGUCUCUCAAAGACUGUGAAUCGUCCAUUUCAUCAAUAGUAUCGCACGUCCAGUCGAGCUAUCCGAGCGACCCUGCUCCCGAUCUACGAGCUUAUGAAUGCAAUGCAACGAUCGAAAAUGAUGUCAAGUCGACGUGGGCCAGAAUUGUGGACGACUUCGGCAAGGUUGAUGUGCUUGUCACGGCCGCUGGCAUUGUCGACAACGUGGAGGCCGAAAACUACGAGUAUGCGCGAUGGCGGAAGAUGAUGGACGUCAACCUGGAUGGCACGUGGCUGUUUGCACGCGAGGCAGGCCAGCAUAUGCUGAAGCACAACAUCCAGGGUUCCAUCAUCUUGAUCGCCAGCAUGUCGGCAACCAUCUGUGUACGUCCGCAGAAACAGGCUGCUUACAAUGCCUCCAAAGGAGCCGUCAAGAUGCUGUCCAAGAGUCUGGCCACUGAGUGGGCGUCGAGAGGUAUCAGAGUGAACAGCUUGAGUCCGGGAUACAUGAAGACCGAUUUGAUCAAGGGACUGCUGGAGCACGAAGGUAAAGAACUGGUUGGGUCAUGGGAGAAGAAUAUUCCCAUGGGGAGAAUGGCAGAGCCACACGAGCUACAAGGGACGAUUGUCUGGAUGGCUUCGGACGCCUCGAGCUAUUUGAACGGGAGCGAUGUGGUAAGUGCCCACGCUGGUGUCUAG
Messenger RNA from Capronia coronata CBS 617.96, 885 nucleotides. RefSeq lists its product as uncharacterized. The transcript has a single exon. Bases 1 to 885 code for a protein of 294 amino acids. The record is from RefSeq and is a predicted model, not a curated record. Gene Ontology annotation, cellular component: intracellular anatomical structure. Gene Ontology annotation, molecular function: oxidoreductase activity, acting on NAD(P)H, oxygen as acceptor. Lineage: Eukaryota; Fungi; Ascomycota; Eurotiomycetes; Chaetothyriales; Herpotrichiellaceae.